Messenger RNA from Neocloeon triangulifer, 3805 nucleotides. It is a transcript of the gene RN-tre, whose product is annotated as USP6 N-terminal-like protein. The record is from RefSeq and is a predicted model, not a curated record. Bases 447 to 2408 code for a protein of 653 amino acids. The transcript is spliced from 11 exons. NCBI's taxonomy places the organism in Eukaryota, Metazoa, Arthropoda, Insecta, Ephemeroptera, Baetidae.
UUUCAUCUCAAACAUGUUUUUGUUUUGAUUGGGGUCCAUGAGAAAAAGGGGGCGUGGCGGUGGGGCGAUCGUUGUGACGUCACGUCCGACAUUGUGUCAAGUGUGUCAAGCGAAUUGAACUCGAGCGAGGUCUGUCGGUGGAAGAGUGGCCGAAAUUCUUCCGGGUCGACGGUUUUCUCGGCCGCUUCCCGCCAAUUCCACGCAGAAUCGGCGCGCCAAGGGUCCAGAAGCAAGAACAAGAGUUAGCGAGCGAAUAGACGAUGACUUCGGCGAGCAGUGGGCAGACAACGGAGCGAGCGGCCGGCAGGUGCAGUCCGUGCUUUUCGCAGGAGGGCGUCGCCACCUGACCCGACGACGACCACCUUCCUCCUGCUGCGGCCGACGUCGUCGCCGACGACGACGGCUGCAGACCGACGCCACCCGUCAGCAAUAAAAAGAACAAAAAGAUGAGCGCAGAGGAGGAAGCUGAGCUUCAGCAAAGAGCCCUCGAAGAGCGCCAGUCGAUCGUCCGCAGGUACAAGAUCGGCCGCUCAACCCACUCCAACAUCGACCCCUGGGAAGACCCAGACUUCGAGCUCUACUCCGUCAAGGAUAAAUAUGGAUUCCUCCAUCAAAAAACACUGCCAAAGGUCAAGGACGCGAAUGAAAAGAAGCAGGCGCAUGUCCAGGUGGAGCGCGAGAAAAAGUGGAAUAAAAUGACCAGUGGUUAUAACUGGAAGCAAUUUAGGACGUCUGAUAAGUUACGUAAGAGGAUUUUCAAGGGCAUUCCGGAAAGUUUCCGCUCCAGGGUGUGGGGCCUGCUGCUCAACCUGGACAGUCUCAAGCAGGAGCAGAAGGGAAAAUAUGAGGAAAUGCGGGAAUUGGCCCACCAAUGGUCACCCGACAUCAGGCAGAUUGACCUGGAUGUGAACCGGACAUAUCGAGACCAUGUUGACUUUCGGGAGCGGUACAGCGACCGGCAGAAGUCUUUGUUCAACGUUCUUGGCGCAUACAGCAUGUACAACCUUGAAAUUGGCUACUGUCAGGGUAUGUCUCAAAUCGUGGCGCUGCUGCUCAUGUACUUGGACGAGGAAGAGUCCUUUUGGGCCCUCAGCGUCCUUGUCUCCGACCAAAGAUUCGCCAUGCACGGAUUUUUUAUUCCUGGCUUUCCAAAGCUGCUGCGGUAUCAGGAACAUCAUGACAAAAUUAUGAAAAAAUUCCUGCCCAAGCUGAAGCGCCACCUAGACAAAAACGGGGUCGACACUGGCAUUUACACCCUCAAGUGGUUCUUCCAGUGCUUCUUGGAUCGAAUACCCUUUUCACUGACGCUGCGAGUUUGGGACGUGUACAUGCUGGAGGGCGAACGAGUGCUGACGGCCAUGGCCUACACCCUGCUAAAGAUGCACAGAAAAACGCUGCUCAAACUUGGCAUGGACGAAAUCCUGCAGUUCCUACAAGUUCGACUGGAGCAUGAGUUUGGUUUUGACGACGACACGGUGAUGUUGAACCUGAAGGAGUGCUUAGACGAGUUGAAGAAAGGCAAACUGGAUUUCGCCGGCAGUCCACCUAGUCAUGAGUUGCCUCAGAAACCAUUCGGACUCUUUCACCCGCCUCCCAUUCAGCAACAGGUUGGUCGUCGAACCGACUUCAGCAGGGUGGAGGCAGCAGCGCGUGAUAAUGUGAUUUCGAGGCGCGAUGCUGCCAUUGCCGAGGCUGCAGCCGCCCCUGAGUCUCCAACGUCUGGUGACGAGCGGCACGGCUCGCGAGCAUCCGCAGAUGAAGCAGGUUCGGCGAACUACUCUUUCGAACCGGAGGAGACAAGUUCGGUGCUGGGGUCACGGCGGUCGCUGGCCGAGACGAGCGUGACCUCAACGGCCGACCUGUCUGUCUUCUCAAAUGCCACCACGGCUGGUGGCUCAGCGUCCAGGGCGUCUCAGGACAACUGCUCAGUCACCUCUGAGCAUGCUGUUGCGCCCAAAACACACAGGCGCCUCCCGUCGGCCGACUCGGUCACACAUUUCGGGUCGGGUCGAUCCACGCCCAAGGCUUCCCUUUCUGGUGACCACCUCCACCCCUCUACAAUAGAGUCCCUGCGGAAGGCAACAGAGAGCGGUUCGCGACACUCGCCAACCAUGACCCGACGAUUGUCAGCCCAUGAAAAUGGUAGCGUCUCGCUGCGCUCAUCCCCGAGACCGUCCAGGGGUAGCUCGAAGGACGUGGUGCGCAUCUUUGUGCCGGCGCCGCAGAACGGUGAAUUGGCGCCGGUGCCGCCUCCGCCGCCCCCGCGGCAACUCAUCCUCAAGACGGGUGACCCGAACAAGAUCAAAAUCAAGGUGCCGGACCCUUUGGAGGACCGGACACCGCUGGUCGAACACGGCCGGCUGGUCAUCAGCCCCUCAAACGGCGUUUCCCCUCCCCUCUUGCAAUAACCGAUUGCUUCAGCCAACCAUUCCCUGGCGUCGUUCUAUCAGCAAGUGAUAAUUAGUUUGUAGCUCGUUAGCAAUUAAUCGAAUCUUUUUGUUCGCCGUGACUAUUUUUAAUCAUGCAUUUGACGGUGAGAGAAUGGGUGUGAUACAUUUACGAAAAAGAGAAUCCAGAUAUAAUAUCUCCAGCAGCUUUGAGACUCUUUUAAAAUCGGUCUAUAAAAUUAAUGAUUGCCAACUGCCAACUUUGUUUCAAAAAGUUGAAUUCUAGGUUUAAGCAUAGAUGGCUAAAAAGACUCGGACUUUUUCUUCCAUCGUUUUAUGGUUGCCAUUUUUUUAUACAUAAAAUAGCACUUAAAACCUUACUAUGGAUGCCUGUAAUUCUCUUAGUUUUUACCUCAAAUGGAAUUCUUGUGCGUAGUUCUAAUUAUUUCAAUGAAACUUUAAACAUUUCCGAUUCUCUUUAAUCGGCCUAUUAAUUAUAAAUAUCCAGUCUCAUUGCUGCAAGCCAACACAUUCCAAUUGCAAGUGAUUGUUAAAAAUGAUAUUUGCGCAUGUAGAAAGAUAAUUCUUGAAAUUAGUCGAGAUUAAUAAAAAUUGACCCUGAUUCUUCUGCCCGUUGUGAUUUGCAACCUGCUCUUGUGUAUAAAAAUAAUAACAAGACGUGUACUUGUAAAUAGGAAUAAAUAGAUUUGAUUCGCCGCGUAAUAAAACGAACAGCUGCUGUAACACGAAUAAUAAAAUGAAAGGAGUGAAUUUGAACUAAAAAUCCAAUGUGACACACACUUGUAAUAAUAAUAACAUGACUAUUUAUUUUUCAUUACUGCGCCUAUAUUAGGCCUCGUAGUUGGUGAAACAGUGCGGUUGUUGCUGGAGCAUUCCAAUCACAAUUCCUCUCUUAUCUCUCUAUGGCAAAACACUCGCUCGACACUGAUAUAGAAAAGAAAAGUUUAAAUAUUUUGCUGGCAUAUAAUGAACACCCCACAAAUUCAUGUAUAUAUUGAGACAAGAAAUUCAAAAUUUAUCAACUGUAAUUAAUAACUAUUUACUAGAAAAUUAGUCUAGAAAACGGAGGUAUUUUGAGCACGACUCCAUAAUAAUAAAAAAAUGAAUGGUUCCAACCCUUGGCAUUAUCCAGAGCUUAAUUUUUGUUUCUGAUUGUAAAUUGUGUUGUAGCGUCAGCACUGAAAGGACACUUUGGAGUGCUGCAAAGACAAAAUUCUGUACCUACUUAUCAUUUAUUUGUAGCUUUAAUUAACACUACUUAUUGGUGUUUUAAUUAUUAUUUAUUUUAUUCUCGUCAGCCAUGUUAAUUUACAAUAUUUUUUGUAUUUAAAAUGAAAUUGUGUUAUGAACUUCAAAAAUUGUUUAUGUUGGAAUUAAAUUUUGAAUAAAACUAAAAA